Molecule: messenger RNA, 846 nt
Organism: Clavispora lusitaniae ATCC 42720
Lineage: Eukaryota; Fungi; Ascomycota; Pichiomycetes; Serinales; Metschnikowiaceae
Cellular component (GO): nucleus
Molecular function (GO): nucleic acid binding
Source: RefSeq, a predicted model, not a curated record
AUGUCCCGAAACCCUAUUGCCGCCGAGCUCCGCCGCAGCAUGGAGGCGUAUUUUGCCCACACCCGGUUCUGCUUCGGCCCGCACCAAGUGCUCCGAUUGCGUCGGUGGAUGGAGCUAGUGUACCUCCGCGAGCAUCCGCUCGUGGCCAUCGACGUGGAGGCGUGGGAGCGAGACCUGCGGCACAUCACGGAAAUCGGCGUCGCCGUGUACGACCCGGUGGACCAGUACUUGCUGGCGCAGCCAUACAUCCGCACGCUCCACAUUUUGGUGGAGGAAAACCGCCACCGCACCAACGGGCGGUACGUGCCCGACAACCUGGGCCGCUUCAACAACGGCGUGUCGUACCGCAUGUCCAGCGCCGAGCUGCGGGGGCUUUUGCGGGAGAUUUUGGCGCAGUAUCUCACGGCGCGGCGCGGCGUGUUGGUGGGCCACAGCUUGCGCGGCGACGUGGCGUGGCUCGCCCUGCACGGCGUGGACGUUGCGGGCGUGGAAACCGUCGACACCGAGCAGGUGCACCGGCUUCUGCGCCGCGAGGGCGGCCUGGUGCGCGGCUUGCUCCGCACGAUGCAGAUCCCGCACCUGAACCUUCACAACGCGGGCAACGACGCCUACUACACGUUGUUGGCGGCGCUCGCGUACCUUGAUCCGGCGCAACGCACACGCUUUGGGCUUGAUGAGGAGGCGCCGCCGCGCGACGAGACUGCUGUGGUGCCGGGCCAGAAAUCGGCCAAGGCGCGCAAACGGGCAGAGCGCUUUACGGACAGCGCGCGCGUUUUGAGCGCGGCCGAGGCGCCUACGCUCGAGGAGUUUAUGCGCUCCAACACUGUAGAUAGAAACGGCGCUUGA